GGGGCCAAGAGCGUGGAGCCUCGCCCGGCUGGCGGCUGGCGGGCCGGGCUGAAGCUCAGGCAGCGGGGAGCUGCUGCCCGACCCACAGCCGCAGCCCGAGCCGCAGCCGAAGCACCGGGAGCUGGAAGAUAGGCCUUGCCGGAGUGGAGCCGAGCCGAGCUCGCCGCCUGGCACCGGCCGGAGCGCGGGCCUGGGCACAGUCGGCGGCAGCGAACCGCGACUACCGGGCACCACCCGACAGGACACAGGAGCCUGGAUCAUCCCUGCCAGGCCCGGGCAUGGCUUGAACACUCAGGAGAUCCCGGAGUCUGGACCAAAGAGGAAAAGGAACAAGAAUUCCAUCUAACAUAACGUCAAGAAGAGUGGAGACUUGGCCUGGCACGGGGCAGAUGUGCCCAAAGCCUACUAGGCCAGGCUUGAGCACCAGAGAGCCUGGCAUCUCCAGCAGCCACGACCUGGGCGCUGCCCUGCUUGAGCAAGGAACACAGCAUAGCUCCUGGACCUCGGCUGGCACAGGCCUGGCAGAAGAAGUGGUUAUCUCACCUGUCUGAAAGGAAAGUGAGGAUCUGAGAAACCAGGAUCUGGCCUGGACCGAAGUGGGGCUCUCUGGUGGCCCAGAGCUGGUCACCGGGGAGUUGGCCUUCUGCCACAGCCCCACUGGUCCGGAUGUGCCGCUGUCCUCUGGAGCACCAUGACGGCAGGAUGACCUCUGCUGAGGCAGGAGCAGAGACUAGCAGGGCUCGGGUGGCGGGGCCCCCUGAGUGGCCCCCUGAUACCCACCAGGCCCCUGGUCGGCCUGGCCGGGCCCGGGUGGCCGUGGCAGCACUAGUGUGGCUGCUGGCGGGAGCCAGCAUGUCCAGCGUCAACAAGUGGAUUUUCACGGUGCACGGCUUUGGGCGGCCCCUGCUGCUCUCGGCGCUGCACAUGCUGGCAGCAGCGCUGGCCUGCCACCGGGGAGCACAGCGCCCCAUGCCCAGUGGUACCCACCGCCAGGUGCUGCUGCUCAGCCUUACCUUUGGCACCUCGAUGGCCUGCGGCAAUGUGGGCCUGAGUGCUGUGCCCCUGGACCUGGCACAGCUGGCCACCACUACCACGCCACUGAUCACACUAGCCCUGUCGGCGCUCCUGCUCGGCCGUCGCCACCACCCGCUGCAGUUCGCCGCCAUGGGCCCGCUCUGCCUGGGGGCCGCCUGCAGCCUGGCCGGUGAGCUCCGGACACCACCCGCUGGCUGUGGCUUCCUGCUGGCUGCCACCUGCCUUCGUGGCCUCAAGUCCGUUCAGCAGAGUGCCCUGCUGCAGGAGGAGAGGCUGGACGCGGUGACCUUGCUGUAUGCCACCUCGCUGCCCAGCUUCUGCCUGCUGGCAGGUGCAGCCCUGGUGCUGGAGGCUGGUGUGGCUCUGUCACCUGCUCCCACUGACUCCCGCCUCUGGGCCUGCAUCCUGCUCAGCUGCCUCCUGUCCGUGCUCUACAACCUGGCCAGCUUCUCCCUGCUGGCUCUCACCUCUGCCCUGACCGUCCACGUCCUGGGCAACCUCACUGUCGUGGGCAACCUCGUCCUGUCCUGGCUCCUGUUUGGCAGUCGACUCAGUGCCCUCAGCUACGUGGGCAUUGCGCUCACCCUUUCAGGAAUGUUCCUUUACCACAACUGCGAGUUUGUGGCCUCCUGGGCUACCCGCUGGGGCUUCUGGAGGAGGAGGAACCAGCCUGGCAAGGGUCUUUGAGGCCUGGGAGAGCACCUGUGCUGUCUGGGACAGCCCCAGUCUGAAUCUAACCUUGGCCAGUGACCAUGGGCAAAGUGGAGAGCAAGCGGCCACUGGGGCCAUGGGAGGGAGAGGCGCCUUCUGGAAAGGCGACCUUGGAGGCUGGAAUGGGGCCUCCCAGAGAGACCCACCUGUCCCUGCCUGCCUCUCCUCAUCACAGGCCCCACCCACCACUGGAUGGUGGGUCCAAGCCUGGCACAGUCACUGUGCUUAUCAGAGUAAUUAUUAUUAAUAUCAUUGACUAUGCCAAAAAUUGCUGGCCAAACUUUGAGAACCUCACCGUGUUCUGAUGACGACGAUGACGAUGCUUGGCGGUUGCACAAUCCUUCCUCCUGGGAGUAGGGGAAGCAGUUCGGAGGCCCAGAGAAGGGCUUCUUGCUGCUGGGCUCCUCUGGGGAGGUGGGGUCGUGUGUGCCAACCCCUGGCAGCUACUGCGGCCUCAACUCUGGGCCCCCCAAUUUUGGGUCUU
Molecule: messenger RNA, 2230 nt
Organism: Pteronotus mesoamericanus
Lineage: Eukaryota; Metazoa; Chordata; Mammalia; Chiroptera; Mormoopidae
Gene: SLC35E4
Product: solute carrier family 35 member E4
Exons: 2
Coding region: 667-1722 (351 amino acids)
Cellular component (GO): Golgi apparatus
Molecular function (GO): antiporter activity
Source: RefSeq, a predicted model, not a curated record